Messenger RNA from Hippocampus comes (tiger tail seahorse), 12222 nucleotides. RefSeq names its product talin 2b (gene tln2b). Gene Ontology annotation, molecular function: integrin binding; structural constituent of cytoskeleton; actin filament binding. The record is from RefSeq and is a predicted model, not a curated record. Lineage: Eukaryota; Metazoa; Chordata; Actinopteri; Syngnathiformes; Syngnathidae. Bases 446 to 8110 code for a protein of 2554 amino acids. Gene Ontology annotation, biological process: cell-cell adhesion; actin cytoskeleton organization. Gene Ontology annotation, cellular component: focal adhesion; cytoskeleton; plasma membrane. The transcript is spliced from 60 exons.
CGAUCGAAGAAAUCUUGCCGUGCGCCCCAUCGCCCCAGUGAUGAUCCGUCUUUUUAAAACGACACGCAAAUAUACGCGCUCCUCUUCCUCGUCUCUGCAUGUGUAGAUGGACGAGGAGGGGCUUGAAGAUGAGGAGCAGGCAGGCGUGUGUGUCCCUGUGUGAGUCUGUGUGAACGCGUGUGAGCGCGCGCGCGUGUCUCUGCGUGUGUGUGUGUGCGUGUGAUGUGAUGUGUGUGUCGCCUCGCCGUGAGCUCGCUUGCUUCCAACGAGACGCGGACCGACAGCAGACCCUUCAACAAAGCAGUCAAACCGAAGUGACGUUUUCACAGAAAGCAUGGCUGAGAGGCCCUCUGCAUGAAUUCAGGAUUGCACACAGCACACGGAUAAAGAGAACCCUAACCACCGUCAAGGUGUGUAGGCGAGUGAGGCCAUUUUACCCCCCAAGAUGGUGGCUUUGUCACUAAAGAUCUGCGUGCGCCAGUGCAAUGUGGUCAAGACGAUGCAAUUUGAGCCAUCCACGCCUGUGUACGACGCCUGCAGGAUCAUCCGGGAACGUGUCCCAGAAGCUCAGUCCGGACAAGCCUCCGAUUAUGGUCUUUUCCUGUCUGACGAUGAUCCCAGGAAAGGAAUAUGGCUGGAAUCUGGAAGAACCCUGGAUUACUACAUGCUACGAAACGGAGAUAUUUUGGAGUACAAGAAGAAACAAAGACCACAGAAGAUCAAAAUGCUUGACGGCGCGGUGAAGACCAUCAUGGUGGACGACUCCAAAACGGUCGGGGAGCUUCUUGUUACCAUAUGCAGUCGAAUAGGAAUCACCAACUAUGAGGAGUACUCACUCAUUCAGGAGGUGCCGGAGGACAAGAAGGAGGACGGGAUGGGAACACUGAAAAAAGACAGAACGCUUUUACUGCGAGACGAGAGGAAGAUGGAGAAGCUCAAAGCCAAACUGCAUACAGAUGAUGACUUGAACUGGCUGGACCACAGCAGGACCUUCAGAGAGCAGGGGGUGGAGGAAAGCGAGACGCUGCUGCUCAGGCGCAAGUUCUUCUAUUCGGAUCAGAAUGUGGACUCGCGGGACCCCGUCCAGCUCAACCUGCUUUAUGUCCAGGCCAGGGAUGACAUAUUGAAUGGAUCCCACCCUGUCUCCUUUGAUAAAGCCUGUGAGUUUGCAGGGAUCCAGGCUCAGAUCCAGUUUGGACCCCACGUGGAGCACAAACACAAGCCUGGAUUUCUCGACCUGAAGGAAUUCUUGCCGAAAGAAUACAUCAAGCAAAGAGGGUCAGAGAAAAAAGUAUUCCAAGAUCAUAAAAACUGUGGAGAGAUGACAGAGAUAGAAGCAAAAGUGAAAUAUGUAAAACUGGCCAGAUCAUUGCAAACAUAUGGAGUGUCCUUUUUCCUGGUGAAGGAAAAGAUGAAGGGUAAAAAUAAGUUGGUCCCACGCCUGCUGGGGAUAACCAAAGAGUCUGUGAUGCGAGUAGAUGAGAAGACGAAAGAUGUGGUGCAGGAGUGGCCCCUGACGACGGUCAAAAGAUGGGCCGCCUCCCCUAAGAGCUUCACCCUGGAUUUUGGUGAGUACCAGGAGAGUUAUUACUCUGUCCAGACUACAGAGGGAGAACAAAUAUCCCAACUCAUUGCCGGAUAUAUUGACAUCAUUCUGAAAAAGAAGCAGAGUAAGGAUCGCUUUGGCCUUGAGGGAGAUGAGGAGGCCACCAUGUUGGAGGAAUCUGUUUCCCCUAAGAAGUCCACAAUUUUACAGCAACAGUUCAACCGGGUGGGUCGAGUGGAGCAUGGCUCAGUAGCCCUACCAGGUAUAAUUCGCUCAGGGUCCGCUAGCAACUCUGACACUUUCAAUGUAGGCACCAUGCCCUCUGCCCAACAACAAAUCACCACUGGACAGAUGCACAGAGGACACAUGCCACCGCUGAAUCUAGCCCAGCAGGCCCUGAUGGGGACAAUCAACAGCAGCAUGAAUGCCGUGCAGCAAGCCCAGGCUGACCUGGGACAUGUCGAUAAUCUGCCUCCUCUCGGCCAUGACCUGGCAUCCAGAGUUUGGGUUCAGAAUAAAGUGGAUGAAUCCAAACAUGAAAUCCACUCUCAGGUUGACGCCAUCACUGCUGGAACGGCAUCUGUGGUCAAUCUCACUGCAGGUGAGCCAACGGAAACUGACUACACAGCGGUUGGUUGCGCCAUCACUACUAUCUCCUCCAACCUGACUGAAAUGUCGAAGGGCGUCAAGCUGCUCGCCGCCUUAAUGGACGAUGAGAUAGGCAGCGGACACAAGCUCAUGGGUGCCGCCAGGAUGCUGGCGGGUGCGGUGUCAGAUCUGCUCAGAGCUGUUGAGCCUGCGGCCGCUGAGUCCAGGCAGACUGUGCUGACUGCAGCAGGAAGUAUCGGACAAGCCAGCGGGGACCUGCUCCGUCACAUGGGGGAAGGAGAGACUGAUGAGAAGUUCCAGGACACCCUGAUGAAUUUGGCCAAGGCAGUGGCCAAUGCAGCUGCCAUGUUGGUUCUGAAGGCCAAGAAUGUGGCCCAGGUGGCCGAGGACACCAUAUUGCAGAACCGCGUGAUUGCGGCCGCCACUCAGUGUGCCCUUUCCACCUCACAGCUGGUAGCCUGCACCAAGGUGGUGAGUCCAACCAUCAGCUCCCCCGUAUGUCAGGAGCAGCUUGUGGAAGCUGGGAAGCUGGUGGACCGCUCUGUGGAGACGUGCGUCAAAGCUUGCCGCUCAGCCAGCGACGAUGGCGACCUGCUGAAGCAGGUCGGCGCAGCGGCCGGCGUGGUGAGCCAGGCCCUCAGCGACCUUCUGCAGCACGUCCGCCACUACGCCAGCUGCGGCGAGCCCAUCGGACGCUACGACCAGGCCACUGACACCAUCAUGAAUGUCACCGAAAAUAUUUUUACUUCAAUGGGCGAUGCCGGUGAGAUGGUGCGCCAGGCCCGGGUUCUAGCGCAAGCCACCUCUGACUUGGUCAAUGCCAUGCGAUCUGACGCCGAGGCAGAAGUGGAUGUUGACAACUCCAAGAAGCUAUUAGCCGCAGCUAAACUGCUAGCUGACGCCACAGCUAGAAUGGUGGAGGCAGCUAAGGGGGCAGCUGCUUACCCGGAGAAUGAAGACCAGCAGCAGAGGCUCCGAGAAGCAGCUGAGGGUUUGCGUGUCGCCACUAAUGCCGCCGCUCAAAAUGCAAUAAAGAAAAAGCUAGUCAGCAGGCUGGAGAUAGCUGCUAAGCAGGCGGCGGCGGCUGCUACUCAAACAAUUGCAGCUGCGCAAAAUGCCGCGGCUUCCAACAAAAAUACAGUCUCACACCAACAGCUUGUACACAGCUGCAAGGCAGUCGCAGAUAGCAUUCCUCAGUUGGUGCAAGGCAUGAGAAGCAGCCAAGCCCAACCCGAGGAGCUUGGAGCCCAGCUUGCCCUCAUCAUGGCUAGCCAGAGUUUCUUGCAGCCUGGAAGUAAAAUGGUGGUGUCCGUGAAGUCAGCCGUUCCGACGGUGGCUGACCAAGCUGCGGCUAUGCAACUGGGUCAGUGUGCAAAGAAUCUGGCAACCUGCUUGGCAGAGCUCAGAACAGCCACCCAGAAGGCCCAUGAAGCGUGCGGUCCACUGGAGAUUGACUCAGCCCUCAAAACGGUUCAGACACUCAAAUGUGAGCUGCAGGAUGCCAAGAUGUCCGUCAUUGACAGCCAACUCAAACCACUCCCCGGGGAAUCGUUGGAGAAGUGUGCACAGGAUUUGGGAAGCACAUCGAAGGCUGUGGGCUCUUCCAUGGCCCAACUGCUGACUUGUGCUGCUCAAGGCAAUGAACAUUAUACAGGUGUGGCUGCCAGAGAAACGGCGCAGGCAUUAAGGACGUUGGCACAAGCAGCCAGAGGUGUCGCAGCCAGCACUAAAGAGCCUCAGGCCGCAGCUGCAAUGCUAGACUCCGCCCAUUGCGUCAUGGAGGGCUCAUCCAUGCUAAUCCAUGAGGCCCACCAGGCCCUGGUACAUCCAGGAGAUGCGGAAAGUCAGCAGCGACUUGCUCAGGUGGCCAAAGCUGUGUCGCACUCGCUGAAUAAUUGCGUGAACUGCCUGCCGGGCCAGAAGGACGUUGACAUGGCUCUCAGGAGCAUCGGAGAAGCCAGCAAGAAGUUGCUGGUAGACAUUCUUCCCCCCUGCAGUAAGACGUUGCAGGAAGCUCAGACGGAUCUCAACCAUACAGCGGCUGAGCUCAACCACUCGGCAGGCGAGGUCGUUCACUCCUCCCGUGGAACGAGCAGCCAGUUGGCUGCCGCUUCCGGGAAGUUCAGCCAAGACUUUGAUGAGUUCCUGGAUGCUGGCGUCGAGAUGGCAGGACACACCCAAAGCAGGGAUGAUCAGAUCCAAGUUAUUGGUAAUCUGAAGAACAUCUCAAUGGCAUCCAGUAAGCUUCUGCUGGCCGCCAAGUCUCUGUCUGUCGAUCCCAAUGCAGCUAACGCAAAGAAUCUUCUUGCAGUCGCAGCACGAGCGGUGACGGAGAGUAUCAACCAGCUGAUCACGCUCUGCACACAGCAGGCCGCAGGACAAAGGGAGUGCGACAACGCCUUGAGGGAAUUGGAGGCUGUGAGAGGACUCCUGGAUAAUCCCAGUGAGCCCAUCAAUGAACUGUCCUAUUUUGACUGCAUCGAGAGUGUCAUGGAAAAUUCAAAGAUCCUCGGAGAGUCGAUGGCAGGCAUCUCGCAGCAUUGUAAGACAUGUGACGUGGUGGCUUUUGGGGAGUGUGUCGGUGUGGCAUCCAAGGCCCUCUGUGGGCUGACAGAGGCUGCAGGACAGGCCUCUUAUCUUGUAGGCGUGUCUGAUCCCAAUAGUCAGUCAGGCUAUGAGGGCCUGGUAGACCCCAUCCAGUUUGCACGUGCCCACCAAGCCAUACAGAUGGCUUGUCAGAGCUUAGUGGACCCAAAUAGUAGUCCCUCACAGGUGUUGUCUGCGGCAACGAUUGUAGCGAAGCACACGUCGGCUUUGUGCAAUGCCUGCCGCCUUGCUUCGUCAAAGACCUCCAACCCCGUCGCUCGGCGACAGUUUGUGCAGUCAGCCAAAGAGGUGGCCAACACCACCGCCAACCUGGUCAAGACCAUCAAGGUCAACUCCCCAACUGAUCAAAACGCUUUAGAUGGAGAUUUUUCCGAGGACAACAGAAACAAAUGUCGAGUUGCGACCGCUCCACUCCUUGAAGCUGUCGAAAACCUGUCUACCUUUGCCAACAACCCUGAUUUUGCGAGUAUCCCAGCUCAAAUCAGCAACGAGGGUUCGGUCGCCCAGGAGCCGAUUGUUCGUUCAGCCCGCUCCAUGCUUGAUAGCUCCACUUACCUCUUAGAAACGGCCCGCUCGUUGGUCCUCAACCCCAAGGAUCCCCCCACUUGGUCGAUCCUCGCUGGUCACUCGAGAACGGUUUCCGACUCGAUCAAGAGCCUCAUCACUUCCAUCAGGGACAAAGCACCAGGACAGAAAGAGUGUGAUUACUCUAUAGAUAGCAUCAAUAAAUGUAUCCGCGACAUUGAGCAAGCGUCCCUGGCUGCAGUCGGACAGACCCUGCCCUGCAGAGAUGAUAUCUCCAUGGAGGCACUGCAGGAACAGCUGACUUCAACCGUGCAGGAGAUUGGGCAUCUGAUUGAUCCCGUCUCCACAGCCGCCCGGGGUGAAGCUGCCCAGCUGGGACACAAGGUGACUCAGCUGGCUAGCUACUUUGAUCCACUUAUUGUGGCAUCAGUCGGCCUGGCCUCCAAACUGCACGACCAUCAGCAACAAAUGACCAUCCUGGACCAGACUAAGACCCUGUCAGAGUCUGCCCUGCAGAUGCUUUACGCUGCCAAGGAAGGUGGCGGCAAUCCAAAGGCGUCCCACACCCACGAUGCAAUCUCCGAAGCAGCCCAGCUGAUGAAAGAGGCUGUGGAUGACAUCAUGGUGACUUUGAAUGAGGCGGCCAGCGAGGGCGGCAUGGUUGGGGGCAUGGUGGAGUCCAUUGCCGAGGCCAUGGGCAGGCUGGAUGAAGGAACACCUCCUGAACCCGAAGGCUCCUUUGUGGACUACCAGACAACGAUGGUGAAGUUCUCCAAGGCCAUUGCCAUCACGGCCCAGGAGAUGAUGACUAAAUCAGUGACCUGCCCCGAAGAGCUCGGCGGCCUUGCCUCUCAGGCGACUGUGGACUAUGGGCAGCUUGCACACCAAGGACGCCUCGCUGCAGCCACAGCAGAGCAUGAAGAGGUUGGUUUCCAGAUCAGAACACGCGUCCAGGAGCUGGGUCACGGCUGUAUCUACCUGGUCCAGAAAGCUGGAGCCUUGCAGCUCAGCCCCACAGACAGCUUCUCCAAAAGGGAGCUCAUCGAGUGUGCACGUGCAGUCACCGAGAAGGUGUCUUUGGUACUGUCAGCGCUGCAGGCGGGCAACAAAGGCACCCAGGCAUGCAUCACAGCGGCAAGUGCCGUUUCGGGCAUCAUCGCUGACCUGGACACGACCAUCAUGUUCGCCUCGGCGGGAACGCUGAACCCUGAGAAUGAGGAGUCCUUUGCUGACCACAGGGAAAGCAUUUUGAAGACAGCCAAGGCCUUGGUGGAGGACACCAAGCUCCUGGUGGCCGGAGCCGCAUCCAGCCAAGAGAAGUUGGCCCAGGCUGCCCAGUCCUCAGCUAAGACCAUCACCCAGCUCACAGAGGUGGUCAAACUGGGAGCGACGAGCAUGGGCUCUGAGGACCCCGAGACACAGGUGGUUCUGAUCAACGCAGUACGCGACGUGGCCAAGGCACUGGCCGAACUCAUCAGCGCCACCAAGUGUGCCGCGGGCAAGGCUGCCGACGACCCGUCCAUGUAUCAGCUGAAAGGCGCCGCCAAGGUCAUGGUCACCAACGUGACGUCUCUUCUGAAAACGGUGAAGGCAGUGGAGGAUGAAGCCACUCGUGGGACGAGGGCAUUGGAGGCCACCAUUGAGUUCAUCAAGCAGGAGCUGACAGUGUUCCUGUCGAAGGACGUGCCGGACAAGUCCACCACACCUGAGGAGUUUAUCCGCAUGACAAAGGGCAUCACCAUGGCGACGGCCAAAGCCGUGGCAGCGGGCAACUCUGCUCAGCAAGAGGACGUGAUCGCCAUGGCCAACCUGAGCCGCAAAUCUGUUUCUGAUAUGUUGACAGCCUGCAAGAAAGCGGCACACCACCCAGAAGUGAGCGAGGACGUGAAAAGCAAGGCCCUGCAGUAUGGCUCCGAAUGCACCACUGGAUAUGUCCACCUUUUGGAACAAGUCCUACAGGUGUUGCAGAGGCCCACAUCGGAGCAAAAGCAUCAACUGGCCGUCCAUUCGAAGCAUGUGGCGGCAUGUGUGACGGAGCUCAUCCAGACAGCCGAGGCCAUGAAAGAUGGAGGAUCAGAGUGUGUAGACCCCGAGGACCCCACUGUCAUCGCAGAGAGCGAGCUCCUCGGAGCGGCGGCGUCCAUUGAAGCCGCGGCCAAGAAACUCGAGCAGCUGAAGCCCAGAGCCAAGCCCAAGCAGGCUGACGAGACGCUGGAUUUUGAGGAGCAGAUUCUUGAAGCAGCCAAGUCCAUCGCAGCAGCGACCAGCGCUCUUGUCAAGUCUGCAUCAGCAGCCCAGAGAGAGCUGGUGGCACAGGGCAAGGUUGGAUCCAUUUUAGCCAAUGCCGUGGACGACGGCCAGUGGUCGCAAGGACUCAUAUCGGCUGCCCGCAUGGUUGCCGCGGCCACCAGUAACCUGUGCGAGGCGGCCAACGCGUCCGUGCAGGGCCACGCCAGCGAGGAGAAGCUCAUCUGUUCAGCCAAGCAGGUGGCGGCCUCCACAGCUCAGCUGCUGGUGGCCUGCAAAGUGAAGGCGGACCAAGAUUCCGAGGCCAUGAAGAGACUACAGGCUGCUGGCAACGCAGUGAAGCGAGCCUCAGACAACCUGGUGAGGGCGGCCCAGAAAGCAGCCUUUGACAAAACAGAGGAUGACAGUGUGGUAGUGAAGACCAAAUUUGUUGGAGGCAUUGCUCAGAUCAUUGCGGCUCAGGAGGAGAUGCUGAGGAAGGAGCGCGAGCUGGAGGAAGCCCGGAAGAAGCUGGCUCAGAUCCGACAGCAGCAGUACAAGUUCUUGCCCACCGAGCUGAGGGAGGACGAGGGUUGAUGGCCUGCCCGGAUUGGACGCUCUCACGCCGGCGCCGCUGGCUCUCCUCUCAUGUAACCGAGGAUUAUACAGCACUUGAAACAGGCCCGUUUGGUAAGACGACCAAGUGCCUGUGCUUCGUUGUGUAUUUUGUGUGUACGUGUGUGCGGGCGUGUGUCAGUGACAGGCGCUGGCGUUUCCAUAAUAUAAUGUUGACGUUUGAGACCGUACGAUGAAGCCGUGUACGAAACCUUUUUUUUUUUCCCUGCGUCGUUCAUGUUAAAAUGACGUGAAGAAAGUUCUAAAUCUUAUCAUUGUUACCGAAUGUUUUAUAGUCAGCGAGCAGAUGAUCGUGGCAGAGUCCAGUUAAGGGUCCAUCGCUACUUUUAAUCUAUUUCAAAGGAUCAAAACAGAGGCAGGAAGGGGGAUGAUGUCACCACCGGCUUGCACGCACCAUCUAAUCUCUACAUAUCAAUGAAGCUACUAACCAAUAGAGUAGUCGAGCACUUAUUACAUGUGAUCUAAAAAUGAAAAGCUUUUUCCAAAACGCGAUAAAUGCCACAUUAAAAAAGAAAAAAGGAUUUUGCUGUGCCGUUCUGUUGUGUACAGGCUCUAUUAUCAUUUGUUCAGACUAAGCCAAUGAAUUGUUUCGACAGGAUAAGUUCAUGAUUGUAAUUGUAUUUUUGUUGUUGUUGUUGUUGUAUAAUCCAAAUGGAUUUAUAGCGUUUUGGAAAGAAAUCCUUCCAAUUAGAGGCUUUGCGGCUGCCAGCAAAACUAAAAUAAUAAAAAGUAUAUUUAUUCUUGACUGAUACUUUUUAAAAAAUAUAUAUAGUUAUAUAGUUUUUCUUACAGAGUGGACCAGAAAGGUGUGUCUUGUGACCAAAAUGAUCUGCCUGCUUCCCACCUCACUCCAGCUUUGAAAAACACAAACUCACAGAGCAGUGCAACAAUCUUGCUGGCAUUUUUUAUCUUUUUUUUUUUUCUCUCUCUCAUAUUUUUUGCACUGAUAACGAUUAACAUUAAGUGGAAGUAUUAAAUGGAACUUAGAAGGUCAAUUUCCGGUCAACUUUUUUCAGAUUUAAUGAUGGACAUGACUAUCGUAAAAGCUUUUUUUUCAUAAAACCUAUUUUGAAGUAAGAUUAUCAUACAAGUGUAAAAAUAAGUUAAACAACAGCAAAGUGUAAAUAUGCCACUCAAGGUAGGUGUUCCUCUCCAUUUCGACUUCAGAAGUUCCAUUGCACUUAUUAUAAAAUACGUUCAAACUAUCAGCAAGAUUUGCAAGGCACAAGUAAUUUUAAAGUAUUGAUUAGCAAUAUGACAAUAAAAUAAGAUUAUACUGUAUUGAAAAUGGACUGUUUUCUAGCAACAAGAAAAAAAAAAACAGAGCAAUACGAGCAUUACGUAAGGCCAGUUGCAUGCACAAGCUCAUGCGGCAACAUGCUCCCCCAAAAAAUGAAAUGGCAAAUCCCCGUAUGCUGAAAGAUGGGCAAAUUCUUGGGCUUUGUCAUGAAAACUCUAUUUUGCCUUCUUCUAAGUCCAUUUUACUUUCCCAACAUUUUAUUUGAGAAAACAAAUCUGAUUCAAAUGAGCUGUAAUUAUGGCGGCUCUUGCUCAAUCCCGUGCAAUACUUUGCCUAAACCGUUUUGCAAGAACAAGCUUUUAUUUCUCAGUCACUGGUAUGUACACGCAACAAGCUUUUAAAUACUUGAAUGAUUAUAAUAUGUUGUGUUUCACUUGGGAAAAUGUUAUCUUUGGACGUACGCCACUCACAAAAAGUUCAGGAUAAUUGCCUUUUGAAUUUAUUGCAACUGCCAAAUUCUUGCUAGUUAACUUUCAUUGCUAUCCGGCGUCGGCUAUUCUGCGGUAGUUUCAGCAAAGCUCCCAAAUGCCAAGGAAACGAGGAAGCAUGAGGCUGUUUUGGCUACUGCAAUUGAUUGACAGCACAUCUGUCAGACCUUCUGUCUCUGAUUGGUUGUUUUUCCUAGGGCGCCACAGUUUCUUCAGAAUCAAAUUAGUGGUAGAAGUUGUUUUUUCUUUCCUCAGAUAAUUUUUCAGAUGUUCUGCUAUCAGGUUUAUAGUGGCAGUUUUUACAAAUAUGACCAAAAGUGAAGAUUCCUUGUUUUAAUUGCAACUUUCCCCUUUAUUUUGACAUUCUCUAAAUUUUAGUAAUGCACAUGUUCGAUGUUUCAAUACUUUUUGCACGACAGGUUUGAUCCAUGAAUGGACCAGUAAAUUUCCUGGUGCGGUUAGAAUGAAUAUUUAAGCAGUCCUCUUAAUUGUGCUGUUUACAUUUUGACAUCAUGAGACCAAAAACAAAAAAAAAUGUGAUCAGCAGUACCUCGCCAUUGCGCGUCUGUACUCAAAGGGAAGUGGCCUCUGAGCUUCAAUUGUCACCGCAGGUUGCAACAGACAUUCAGAGACUGGAAGAGUCACAGAAAAGCAUAGAAGUAGACAUCCUUGGAAAUUUUCAUGGUUCCAACACCAAUUUUGCCAUUCAGCUCGUUCGAGAAAAGCAAGUUGCGCAAAAACAACAAAACAUUGAACAUCUGGACAUUGGAAAAUAGAGAUCAGUUUCAAUUAGGUUCCACCUUGUAAAGCGCACAUCAGGGUUAUCCCGAAAUUUCACCCCGCAACUUUUUGUGAGUCGUGUGCAUCUUAAUCAUAGAUUGUAGGCCUAUUUGUCAUGUCCAAUAUUUACAUUUAUAAUAAUUGCCGUCACAAUUUCAUAAGGGCACAUAGCAUCAAUAUGUAUCCUCAAUGGUUCAUGUACACCUGCGAGCUGGUGAUGAAGGUCUUGCACUGUUACGGGGACUGACAGCACGUUUACGUAGGAUCGAAUUAGCCUAUCGGAUGCACUGAAAUGGCUUGAGAAAGCUUCCAUUGUUGCGAAUCUAAGACAUUCCUUCACCCGCUGAAAAAGGUCAGAAACGAAAGCCGUGGUUCAGGAGCCCGGUUGGGUCCGUCUUGGAUGUCGGGAAUUUGCCAGCAGGUUACCUCCUGCGUUGUGUCUUAGUGCCUUACUCGAGUAUGUGGUGCAAAGAGUUGAAGAGGCGUCCUGGUUGGAGUUUGAGCCUUGAGAACAUUUUUUUGCCAAUCCCCAUCAAGGCCUGAGCCGCAACAUGAGGAGUCCUUUGCCAUACGAUCCAAUGCCUUGGCUGCCGGGCCUGUACCUGCCUAUAUUGCUAUCGUGGAUACCUUUCGGGGAUUUCGAAACUUUGGUGGAAUGCUAACGGCAUUCCUUCAGCAUGUUUGUGUUUGAAGUUAUGAGAAGUUGUUGAAGAAAAAAAAAAAUAAUGGGCUGUUGUUGUUCCCUUCUCUUGUCAUCUAUGUUAAAAUGUCUGUUUUUACCAGUUAAGAAUUACCCUGCCAUGCAGUGCUGAGCAAAGGUCUGAGGCUGACAUUAGCUUUGUUGUUUUAAUGACCGUUGUCAUUGCAUUCGUUUGGGUGCAGCAAAAACACAAGACUACAUGAUUGGUUUUUGGGAGUGUUUUUUGUUUGUUUGUUUUUUUUUUGCAGAAGGUAAGCAUGGACCAAUCACAAAGUUCGAGAUGAAAACUUCUUUUUUGUGUGUGUCUGGCUGUAUUUUUUAGAGGGGGAUUCCGGCAUCUCCACUCUUAAAAUUGCUGGGUUCAAAAUAACCCAAAUUGGGUGAAAUAGCGAACCCAGCACUGGGUCCGAAAGGGACCGAGCCAAUGCUGGGUUAUUUCUACCCUGGGUUAUUAAAUUGAGGGUUUCCAAACUCAACACUGCAACCCACUGAGCCAUCCAACCACGAAUAAUAACCCAAACGGGUAAAAGUAACACAACGCGCUCAAAAUCCACAGUUACCCAGCAAGUGAGUUAGAAAAACAUCCCAACAUUUUUUGUUUUGUUAUUGUGUAUAUAAAAAAAAGGAUAGUCUGCUCCAACAACAAAUCUAAUGACGGGCCAGUAUUUUUGCCCAGCACUGUGUAUUUAUUAUCUGAAUGAUUUGUGCAAAUAUUCAAGCAAAUGGGAGGGGAGUUGACUGUGUUACGAAUAGGUGUUGUGCAAAACCGCGUGUAGUUUGAUGACUUGAUGCUCAAUGUAUAUUUAUCUUGUCACAAAGGUAUUUUUUGUAUUCAUCACAAAAUAAAUUUAAAAAAUCAAGCAGA